Engraulis encrasicolus (European anchovy) is the source of this 2327-nucleotide messenger RNA. RefSeq lists its product as uncharacterized. Bases 89 to 733 code for a protein of 214 amino acids. The transcript has 6 exons. The record is from RefSeq and is a predicted model, not a curated record. NCBI's taxonomy places the organism in Eukaryota, Metazoa, Chordata, Actinopteri, Clupeiformes, Engraulidae.
UGCGAGAGCCCUGGGCUUCAAUGUUAUAAUAGUCCAUGUGUCCAGUGGGGUCAGCACUGUUGGUAGCACUGUUGUUAGUUUCAUCGGCAUGGACAACAAUGGAAACAUCAUACCUCCUGAGGCUGCUAAGAAAGAUCUGAAAGAGAAGAGAGAUAAGGUUCAGACAGAGCUUCAGACGGUGUUUGGAGUUGACUUAGAGUAUGAUAUAAUUGAUGAGGAGAAGGAGUCCAGCAUCAACAUCCUUGUAAUCGUGUUGGGAAUUGCUAUACCAGUGGUUGUGAUUGCUAUCAUUAUUGCAGUGGUGAUUGGGGUGAAGAAACAAAAGCAAAAGAAGAAAUCCGACCCACAAAAGCCAACCAAUAAAAGACGUGAAAGCCGUGACUCAUUGGAAAACAAGCCUCCUUCCUCCUUUCGCAACCCAGCGAUGCAAACAAGCAUGCAGAGACAAAUGGAACGUCAUUCAAAUGAACGGAACAUGAUUCAAAUGAAUCGUUUUGGCAACCCGAACCCAGCUCAGCCAACUUAUGACAGAAAUUGGAGGCCAGCGAUGCAAACAAAUGUCCAGAGACGAAUGGAACGACCCUAUCAAAUGAAUCAAUUUGGCAACUUGAACCAAGCACAGCCAACCAAUUACGAAAACUGGAAUCCAGCAAUGCAAACAAACGUGGGCAGGAAUGGGAUGGAAUAUCAACCUGGGCCUCACCAAAAGAAUCAACAUGGCAGAUCUUACUAAUUAAUAUCAGAGUUGUGUGUGUAUCUGUGUGCAUGCGUACAUAUACGUGUGUGUUGUGUUUAUAUGCCAAAGAGACGAUUGUCACUGUGCCAUAGAACACUAAGGCUCCUCCACAUAUGGGUUUGCAUGACCCAUGGGGACCUGUGUUCAGAGUCUGGUGUGAACUAUUUCCCGGCCCUGUCCCGUCUCUCUCUCCCACUCUGUUCCUGUCACGCUCGCGACUGUCGUGUGGUUCAUAAAAGACCCCAAAACUAACCUGGCUCUCGUGAGAUGAAUAUGGUUCCGCCUUGCCUUAUUAUCUGGUCCUAUGGCUACAGCCAUUAGCUCCCCAAAGUGUGCUUUUCUCUAAAAUCCUUACAUAUGAUUGGAGGAAGCACUUGUCUAACAUUUGUAAUGAUGUGCCACUUCAACUACUCACAGAUUCUUAAAAACAGUUAAAAUCAGUGGUGUAGUCUACGUAGAACGCGGGUAUACGGAGUAUACCCACUUCUAAAUUUCAGGGAUUUCAGUAUACCCACUUAAAAUUGAUUGAUCCAUUGUUUUGAAUAGCACAAAUAUAUACAGUAUACCCACUUCAAAAAAUGAUCAAAUAUACAGUAUACCCACUAUAAAAAAGUAGACUACACCACUGGUUGAAAUGGCAGAAUUGAUGUCAGCACCACUCACUGCGCGAGUUGGCAUUGUUGUCUGAAAGAACCUUUUGUUUCUUUUCCUUCACUAUAUGUUUAACUUUUUCAUAUCUCUGAAAUCCCAGAAUCGUGAUUGAUUUAUCCACCUCAACGCUGUGGAAGCUGAGCGAAAACAUGCAGAUGGUGAGAGCGAGGUUACACAAAAACCCCUUAAAAUUGGCUAUUCACUGAAAUGUAGACAAUGAAGCAUUUCGAAAAUCCUCCGCAUGCGGGAUAAAAAUAAUGGGGAAAGAAAUAAUACAAUAAUAUCUGUUGAUAAAGUAAUAAUAUUCAUAUGCAUGUAAAUGAAGCCUUUGAUGUGCCCAGGAAAGUGAAAUCAGCAAUAAAGUCUCCCACUUGUCAUGCACAUACACAGUUUAAUUAUCUAUAAUAUUAUAAGAAUGGCUUGUGCUUGCGUUUGUGAUUGUGAAAAAUGCACACGUUUCAGAAUUAAGCGUGUCCAUACCGAUUGUAAAUCAAUAAAUACAAAAUAAAUAUUGAGUUCUAGAAAUCCGAUUUCAUGCCAGAUUUACUAGAUUUUGGCUCACUGACAAUUUGAAGUUGACACCCCUGUACAUGAGUAUACUCAGUUGAGCACAUGUUGUUAUUAAGUUAAGGCUAUUAUUGGGUAUUGUGAGCCAUUUAACGUAUACCUUUGAAAUGUAGAAUUACCCAUACCUCCCAAAAAUCACAUUACCUUAAUUUUUGUGUGUUUGACUGUUUUUGCUUGUUUGUUUUAACAAAAAUCAUGUGAGGUAUAUCUCGCUGCAAAUAUGACUUUUUUCCUCAAAUAGUCAUCUUGACAUGCUGCUUAGAAGAAUCAUCAUUUAAAUAAAGUAUUUCUUUUAUAAUGCGAGGUGGUUACGUGGUGAGGGUAUAGGCAUUUUUCAAGAGAAGAACACACUGUAUGUCAUUUUGAAAUUAAA